AUGGCGGUUUUAUCGAGUAAUUCAUCAAACAUUGUCACAUCAAAAUCUUUAAACUUAUCACUCGAUGAACAUAAAACUUAUAUAAAUAAUACAUUGAACAAUUGGUGUAAAAAUAAUGAAUCAAGACUUAAUUUGUCAAAUUUGUCCUUGAUUGAAGGUCAACAUUACUCUAUUUCCAUAUUAAAUGAUGCAAGUGGUGCAUUAAAAGCUAAUAUAAAAUGUUGUUGUAACAAAUGGAUAUCAUUAACAAAUAAUCGUGGCAAAUUUCAACUAUCAAACUUUUACAGGCAUUUACAAGAUUUUCGUAAUAAUAAUACAUGUGAUAAAAUGAAAGAAUUAAUAAAAAAUUGUAAGCUGAUUUCAUCAAUAACUGCAGAUAAUCAACAAUCUUUUACAUGUUCAGAUACUGUACCAGAUCAAGAAUCAUCAUCAGAUAAUCAACAAUCAUUUACAUCAUCAGAUACUGCACCAGAUCACGAAUCAUCAUCAGAUACUACACCAGAUCACGAAUCAUCAUCAAAUGCGAUAUUACUUAAUUCUACGUCUACCUCUAUAACAACCGAUGAUCAUGAAAGUCUUGAACAACCUUCGCCAUUAUUAAAAAGUAAAAGUAGAGCGAAAAGGAAGCUUCAUUCAGUAGAAUCAUCUUAUAAUACGAAAGAAGUUGUAAAAAGAACGAGAAGACAAUAAUAUUUACCUUAGGAACAUUUUCCUGCUUAUACUUCUCGUUUUACUUCUUUCAUAGUAUAUCAUACAGUAUACUCUUCUUAUGAAGCUGGAUUUUUUUAACUUUACAAUUUCCUUAUUAUUUUUAAAAAUUUGUCAUUCGUUAAUUGUUUUCAUAUUUAUAUUUUUUUCAUAUUUUUACACUUUAUCAGACGCUAUGAAGCAUUUACAAAAGAUUGUGAUGGUAAAAAAAAGGAAAUUUUUAAUCGACAGUUAAUGCAUAGUCUGUUUUUUAUUUCCGAUAGCUGAAGGCAAUAAGCAGCAGAUUUUAUCAUAGCUUGGAUUGCUGGACUUCAGACAAGACUGGAGUCCAUUGGAGUCCAAUG
This is a messenger RNA of Rotaria sp. Silwood1, 1052 nucleotides long. NCBI's taxonomy places the organism in Eukaryota, Metazoa, Rotifera, Eurotatoria, Philodinida, Philodinidae. The record is from the annotation of a GenBank genome assembly.